This is a messenger RNA of Mauremys reevesii (Reeves's turtle), 1682 nucleotides long. Its product is annotated as citron Rho-interacting kinase-like. The transcript is spliced from 11 exons. The record is from RefSeq and is a predicted model, not a curated record. NCBI's taxonomy places the organism in Eukaryota, Metazoa, Chordata, Testudines, Geoemydidae. Bases 99 to 1451 code for a protein of 450 amino acids.
GCGGCGGCGCCUCCAGCUUGCCCAGUGCCGCCCAGCCUGUCUCCCCCGCCACCGCCGGCCGUGGUGCCCCCCGUGAAGGGACCUGCCGCGAGCGAGCAAUGGAGAAUACAACUUCAAGUAUAGAAUCUGAAUACAUCAAGAACCUCCAGCAACAAAUCUACUUCCUUGAACUGGAAGCCAAUUUUCUGCGUGAACAGACUAAAAAAGCCACUGAUCUUCAACCCCGCAUUACCUCUGAAACUGAACACUUGCUUCAAAAGCUACAGGAAUUACAGUCCCAAGCUGAUGGCCUCCAUUUGGAACUCAAGCGAAAGGAAGCCAGUUUAAAUAUGCUGAAAACAGACAGAGAACGAAUUAAUAACCAGAUCAAUAUUGCAGCUGAACUUCAUUCUAGAGAGAAGCAGGCUUUAGUAGAGGAGAUCAUACAACUGAAGAGAAGGAAGGAACAGACAGACAGACAGGCCUCUGAAAAGGAAAUGGAGAUAUUGCGUGCCAGGCAGGAAUUAGAACAGCAACAAACCAAUCUGAGUAAUUGUGAACAGAAAAUCCUUGUGAUACAGUCAAAGUUGAAGCAACGGUCAGAGCAGCGGACGGCAAUAGAGUUGCAGCUUUCUGAAAAGAGAAAGGAACUUAUGAAAGUGCAGUUUGCUGUGCAUGAAAUGGAAGACAAAGUAUUUAAAAAAACUGCAAUGAUGCAAGACCAGAUCACACAUGACAUCAGAAGUGAGAUAAGUUUUCUUCAUCAGCAGUUGAGAGAGAAAGAACUACUGGCAGAGCAGGAUCGUUUCUUAAGAAGCAAAAUGAUGGAUGAUUAUGCAUCCCUGACCACAGAGACUGCUGUGCUGCGUUCCCAACUCUUGGAACUUAACAAGCAACUGAACAUAGAGAGAGCCCUCAGGGAAGAGAGUUAUACAUCUCAGUCUUCCAGCUUUACUCAACUUCUCAAAGUGAAAGACCAAGAAGAGCAUCUGAAACAUGAGAUCAAGAUGCACCAAGAUCUCUUGCAGCAGGAAAAAAAAAACUUGCAGGAACUUACGGAAAAGAUUCAUAUUUUGGAACAAGGAAGCACAUCUCUUGACUUAAAUGUAGCAACAAUAUUUAGUCGAAUAGCUGAAAUGAAGGGUAUGCUGGACAAAGAGGAACAGGAUAAUAUUGAACUACAAAGAGAUAAAGCUUUGUUGGUAGAUCUUGUAUCUAGUUUACAAAACCAGCUUGUUGGGAGGGACAAUGAAUUCUCGCAAACAUCUACUAAGAUGCUGCAGCUUGAUCAGGAUAUUUCAGCACUGAAAACAAAGAUCGACACAGCUACACCACUACUGCAUAUUGACUUAAAUAGUACUUCUGUGCAGAGAUCUACUUAUGGAAGAAUGUCUCCUUAUUUGAAAAGAUAUGAAACACUGCAAUCAAUUUUUCUUACAUUCAGCAUACUGCUGUCACCGUUGCAUGAGUAGUAAACUCUUCUGUGCAGUCAAAAGAGAUGUACAAAUCAUAAAUGGGGCACGCUUGCCGGAAAAAAUCUAUUCAUAUUUUACAAUCAUUCAAAUUCAAAAGCAGCAGCCUAUGCAUAUUAAAAGGAACGUUUUUUUCAAAUGUAUAUAAAUUAAGGCUGCCUUGGGCAGAUCUGGCACUUUCAAGUUUUGUCUUAAAAACAAAGUUGAGCUGUAAUAUGAAAUCUGUACUUU